UCUCGUGUAGCUUACACCGGAAUGAAGGACAAUAAAUUUCAUGACGUAGGCACGCGUCAUCGCGUGUUCCACGAGUUGUCCGAUCGACUGUUGUGUGAAUGCUGUAUACAUCGACUGUUGUGUGCAUCUUCGAUCUGCAUUGCUAUUUGUUUGUGUAGUUUCAUUGUCCGCGUGUCCGGUGUUGCUCGCGUGAACGGCGUUCUGAACAUGGGCUCUAACGGAGAUGAGAAAGCUUUCGAACAGAUCCUUCAAGAUAAUCUGAAAGAUUUCGCUGUCGGUAACGACGGCAAAUACUGUGGCUCUGUGAUUCGGAGGAAGAGAUCAAAAGACUAUGAAUAGUCUUAAGUGCAUAGGGUAUUCAUACUCGGUAAGGAGCAGCCACCAUCGCCAAAAAUUGCAUGAAGCCGCCACCAGCUGACCAUGUUAACCCAGCAAAAAAGAGAUUGUUGAUUAUGGAUACGAAAAAGAGCGAUUGCCCUGCCACUUUUUCAAUUAAAUAUGUUAAAGUGUAUCCAGGCUAUUCUGUUCAAUCAGUAGAUGAUCGUGAAAUUAAAAAGAAAGUUGUCCACAGUUUAAAACAGGCUUUGGAGGCAGCCAAUAAACCUGAAAGUGUUCUUCGCUUUUAUGUGAGGGCGUCACCACCAGACCACCAUACCCACAGCACAGAAAGCAUAAAAGCAAGUGGAGACAUACAUCCCUUGCUAGCUGUGGAAAUAGCAAAGGUUGUUGAAGAUGGAACUACAUCUGUGAGAAUAAUAAAGUUGCAUCUUGAAAGAUUUGUGAACAUAACCUUCACUGGACCACACAAGCCAGAUAAUAUGAACACUACAUUUUACCCCAAACAUCUCACAAUAUAUAGUCAUGUAUACAGGGCCCUUAAGAAAUUGAAGAAAAGUGUGUUUGACCAAGAGGCUUUGCAAAUGCAGGUUAAUGAGUGGCAGAAAGAAUAUAGAGGUGACAAUAUUUUUUUUCAGGCCUUUUUCAGAUGUUGAUGGAGAAAUACAGCCAUUGCUGUUUUGUUACGAGGGUGCAUGGCAGAAGGAUAUGUUAAAAAAAUAUGGAGAUGUAUGUUUGCUUGAUGCCACUUACAAAACAACAAAAUAUGACAUUCCUUUAUUUUUUGUUACAGUAAAGGCAAACGGAUGCUGUUUAGUGGUAGGUUUUUUCUUUAUUCAGGUAGAAGAUACAAGGUCAAUUGCUGAAGCACUACUUGUUUUCAAGAGGUGGAAUACAGACUUCAACCCAACCUACAGGGUUACUGAUUUCUCAGAGUCCGAGAUAGCAGCAAUUAAAGAAAUAUUUCCAUUUUCAAAAGUGUACUUGUGUUCAUUUCACAGGGAACAGGCUUGGGGGCGAUGGGUUAAAAAGGGAGGGAAUCUAACUGAUAAGGAGUCUGUUCUGGAGCUUGUGGCGCUAUGUUGCAGCGUCUCCAUCUGAGGAACAGAUCAAACUCAAUGUUGAAAUGUUAGAGACUCAUGAGGUUUUUCGUAGGAACCCCAAGUCACUUAUUUAUUUUAAAAAUCAAUGGCUCUCAGUUGCUGAAAAUUGGGUGAGAGCUUUCGAGAAUAUUGCCACAUUUGCCAAUAUUAGAACCACAAACGGUGCUGAAACAAUGAACAAGAAGGUCAAAAAGUCUUUUCUGAACUAUGACACAGACAAAACAUUAACAGGAGUUGUUAAGGUAUUAGUAAAUAGUUUCAUUCCUGGCCUCAUGAAAAAGUAUUGCCAAAUGAAUUCUGUUAUUAGAAAGAACAAUGAAGUUGUACCUGCAUUUUUGCAUGGAAAGACACAGGAAAAUAUAACACACGUGUGGAAACGAUAUUCUUCUGCGGAAGAAAGCUUCAGUAAAGAGUCAGUGUCAGUAAUAAGUGAGGGUGUUUUUUCCGUGAAAAGCGACACUUCAAAAGAUCUUAGGUAUACUGUAAACUUUGCGGAACCAAGUUGUACAUGUGAAGAUUACCAAAAGCACAAAUAUAUGUGUAAACAUUUUUGUGCCAUCUUUAUUUUCUAUACUCAAUGGGGUUUUGACAAAGUAAAUGAAAAGUACAGAAAUAGCCCGUUAAUUUGUUUGGAUAGGACAUAUGGGUAUGGUGCAAGUGGCAGCUGUAUUCCACAGACUGAUUCUGCACUGCGUUAAUUAGAGGAGUCCAGCAGUGAUGAUGCUAUGAAUGAAGAGCAUAACAUUCCUGAACCAUCAGCUUCUCCUUCAUCUCUGUUUCGAGAGGCAAGAGAGAGAUGUCGGAAUAUUAUAAAUCUCACAUACAGUUGUGACAAUGACACGAUAAAAAAGUGUUAGAGGCACUUAAAAAUGUGGAACAUAUUGGUUGUCGAACCCUACAGAAAAUGGUCUUCCUUUAGCAGCGACAUCAUCUACAAAAAUGUAGGAACACUCAUUUAAAUGGAGGUAGCAUUUGUGAAACAUGUAUUUGCCCUUUUGCUUUUCUGGAUGUUCAUACAGAUUUAAAAAUGAAAUGGAUUGAUCAGAGUAUGGUGAGUUAAGUGUCUACAGCAAUCACUUACAUUGGGAGAUUUUUCAGUUUUACAUUAAAAUAUGUGGUAGUACAGCAAAUUUAAAACUGGAAGAACUUCCCAACCAAAAUGAAAGUCAUGGUUACACAACUUGCCAUACCCUCAUAAAUACAUUUUACCAUCAAUAGUUAAAGUAGAUACCCAACUGUGUGCUGAUUGUGCUACUACUGAUACUUUUUUGUUAAGUGGAAUUGGUAGCAUGAAGCAAGACUGGAAGUACCAAAAAGCUCUUCUUUAUUUCUUAUAACAAUAAUAAUUAUUAUUAUUACACUUUAUUACAAAUAUUGUCAGAGUUAUUGGAGAAAUACAUAAUAGGUGGUACCAAUGGUCAUUACUGAAGGUUGAUACAAGAGAAUUAAAACUCUGAAUGGUUCCUAAAAAGCAGAUCUGAUCAAAUUUUACAGAAAGCUACAUGUAAAUAUACAGGAGUAAAAACUGUCACCACUGUUGGCAUGAGAGUUUCCAUAAUGCUAUAGCUAAGACUUUGUAUGUAGUGUUUGACGAUUCAGUAUGGUACUUUUCCAGUAAUGGGUAAUGAAAAUGUCAUGGCGCCUGUGCAGAAGUGCCUAUUUCAUAUUAGAGUUAGCGACCCAUGUGUGCAUCUGUUUAAUGUUGAAAAGUGUUGUUUUCAUAUAUGUUUGAUCGGAAGUUAAACAACAACACUUUUCAUGUAAAACAGAUGCACAUGUGUGUAUGUAAUUGUAACAAGAAACAUAUGCACAUGUGCCAUGUUCAUUUCCCAUUUCUGAAAAAUGACUGACCAUUCUAACUACAUUUUAUGUAGGGUUUAUGUAAAAAUUAGUAAUGUUUACAGGGCUUUCUUGUCUCUUUUGCAACAAGUGAGGGAUUGGCGGCCAUUUAUGUUCCACCACAGUUUCCGCACAAAAUACUCAAACUUACUACUUGCACUGAUUCAGUACAAAAGUCAAUUACUAAAGCAUAUGACACCAUUGCAUUGUUGUAUCUUUCUGUGCAGGCUCAGGGAUAUAUGUUUCAAUGGUAGGAUUUUUCUGGUGUGUGUGUGUGUGUGUGUGUGUGUGUGUGUGUGUGUGUGUGUGUGUGUGUGUGUGUGACUACUUCCAAAAGCAGUUCCUCAACCAUUUAGUCUUGUGGAUCACACACACACACACACACACACACACACACACACACACACACACACACAUUGAUAUUCUUUAAUUAUCCUUCAAGAUGCAGCUGGCUAGUAGUACGCAUCGCAACAUAAAAAAUAAUAAAUUCCCCACAGACAAGAAUUAGAUAUGAACCAACAAAAUUUCAUGCAAGGAUAUUGCCCAAAUUUGUGCCCCGUUAAGUUUUAAUGAUUCUGUAACAACAGAUGAUGUAACAUGUCACCACAAGAAGUAAUGCACUCCCAUUUUCUACAGUUAGAUAACCUGGUUCCUAAGACAGAAGUGUCAAGUGCGUCCAAGUGAAAUAAUGUAAAUAGCUUUUUCCAAAAGGGAAAUGCAUCCUUAAUAGUUUUUACCUUGAACUCUAAGAAACUGGCACCCAACCCAUUAACUGUGGAUGAUGAUUGUUCCAUCUAUUGGGAAUUUGUAGAACUUCGUAAAUUGGCACUCAUACAAUCAACUUCAAAGGAGGGUCGAGGAAAAGAAAAAUCCAACCACUAAACACCACAUCUUUGCAUUGAGUGUCGGGCAAAACAUAGGAAAGUCACAUUUUGUAUAUAUCAUCUAGCAAAUUAACUUGCAUUGCUUUGUGUCACUGUUCUGUACUGCAUUGGUAUUGGGAUUCAGACUCAGCAGGGAAAAGGUUCACAUCCAUAGGUUCUGUUUGUGCUCAUUAAUCUGAAUCUGUAUUAAAUUUUCUUCACAUUGCAGAUUGUCUUGUCUGUGAAGUAAAACUUCGUGUAGUCGUGGUGUCACUUGAUUUCUCUAGUGAAGUCAACGGGAAUAAGUAGAUUCUGUAAGCUUACGUGGAUUUGGUUUAUGUAGCUAAGUGGUACUUAAUAUUUAAAAUUUGAUAAUCUUGUAACUUUUAAAUACAUAAGAAUUUUUUUGUACUUAUUACUAUAGACAUAGGAUUUUUGUGUAAAUGAGCUCUUAAAAAACUACAAAUGUAUUUGUUUUUGUAAAUAAAGUGGCAUGUCUCACACCAUAAUAAAUUGUACAGAUGAGCAGUGUAACAUCUGAAAUAUGUGUUAUGGAUGUAUACCAUGUUUUUAAUGAAAACUG
This is a messenger RNA of Schistocerca serialis cubense, 4724 nucleotides long. RefSeq lists its product as uncharacterized. Bases 399 to 992 code for a protein of 197 amino acids. Gene Ontology annotation, molecular function: DNA-binding transcription factor activity. The record is from RefSeq and is a predicted model, not a curated record. The transcript is spliced from 3 exons. NCBI's taxonomy places the organism in Eukaryota, Metazoa, Arthropoda, Insecta, Orthoptera, Acrididae.